Styela clava is the source of this 8316-nucleotide messenger RNA. NCBI's taxonomy places the organism in Eukaryota, Metazoa, Chordata, Ascidiacea, Stolidobranchia, Styelidae. The record is from RefSeq and is a predicted model, not a curated record.
AUACUUUUUAUAUUUAAAGUUAUUUCUAUUUCCUUCACAGACCAACAUUCUAUGUUCGAAUUGUUUUGAUACACGAUAGUUGUUUUUUAAUGGUAGCACUGGUAGGUAAAUUAAAAAACUUACCUACCAGUGCUCAUUUAUUUUUGGGUGUGCAAUGUAAUGAAAAAUUAAAUAUAAAACACUGUCAAGAAUUGAACCAAAUUAAAAACUAAUCCAAAGCGGUGAAAUGCAAAAAAAAUGCUUAUCACUACUCUUUGAGUAUGUUGGACGCAUGUUUAUACCAAGUUGCCCAACUAUAAGUCAAACACCUCCAAGUUAGUUCUCCUUCCCAUGUACUCACAUUUUUAUACACCAUAUCCUGGGGAAUAAACUACCAUAUACCUACCUCUAGGGCUGUCCAAAAUCGAAUCAUAUUUUGAUUCGAAUCUAACAUUUUCGCCGAAUCGAAUAUUAUUGCGCAAUCCUAAGUCUGUCUCUAAUAUACAAUAAACGCCUGCCCCUCGAUGUUGUGGUAACGUAUGUGCAGUUACAUCUGACUUACUGCUGGAAUUUUGCAAUACUAUGUUUCAGAUUUAUGAAAGGAGAUUACAUGCUUGUAUGAACUGGUCAAAAAAAUUGGUGGACUCCAAAAUUAGGGUUUCGUGUUGAGAGUAGAAAUUGCAAACUCAAUUAUAAUGGAUUGAGUUUUAAUAAAGCCUGUAGAUGCUAUUUUAUUUCUAUUAUUAUCACUAGUCUUAUGUUUUUUGUGCAAUUUCCAGCAAAAUGAUAACAACCAUUAAUAUAGAUAAAACUGUUGCCCAAAUUUAGAAUUGCAUUUAACAUUUUCGAAGCUAGUUUGAUGACAAUAUUAUUUGAUGAAUAUAAUAUUGUUAGUGUACAACAGCCAUCAAAAUGCAAGAGUGCGAUUAUUUGUCUUGGUAUAUAAAUGAAUAAUACAAUAUUGCCAACAUAGGAAAUUACAAAUUCAAUUGAAAGAAGGUAUUGCCAUCAUAAGGAUCCCACAAUACCUGUUUCAGCUACGAGUUGCCUGUACCAUGUUCCUAUGAUAACUAACUCAAUAGCUUCACAUCGAUUCUAUUUCUAUGACUAUUGUUUGCGAAGGAUACUAAAUUGCCUUUUUCUCCUUGUUCUCUCUCAAAAGCGUCAUUACGGAUUAUAACUUUACAUUAUGAUGACCAUGCAUGAAAUGGCUAUACACAUGCCACCGGGAGGGCAUUGGGAAUGACAUGUUUACCACAAAAUGAAGGCGAGAGAAAUAUCGGGAAACCAAUGAGCGAGAGUUGUCUAAGCUCGAAGCGCCGCCGCUUUCCCGAUGAAAAACGUCCUGCAAAGGUGGUUUCAAACCUUUUCCGCUUUGAGUACCUAAUUUUAGCGAUUCGAAAAUUAGCCGAAAAACCAUUUGAAUAAUUUGCGAUUCACUUUUGGAAUAUUCGGUUCGCUUGGACAGCCCUACCUACCUCUGUACACAUUGUCUAUGUGCUGUGUUUUUUACAUAUUUAUGCUUCUAACUUUCUAUCAAUCAUGAUCUUGAACUGCAAGUAUACUUAUUAGGUACUAGGAAGUAUUAAGCAUGCUUAAGAAAAUAUUGCCUCAAAUAUUCAUAUAGUAUUGGCGUAGAAUGCUGUGGCAUCAAAGGAAAUUUACACAACAGUCAAAUCUAUGUGCUUCCAACUCUAGGUUGGUUCGAGGAUUUUGACUUUCUCACCAACUCUGAGAAAACCAAGUUUUGAUAACAAAUACUAUGCACUUUUUCUAAUUCAAUGGUUCCCAACCGGUGUCCUGUUGCCCACCAAGGACCAAGGAAAGACACAGAGCACUUGAGGGGGGAGGGGGAGCACAAUGUUAGGCGCAAAGCUGAUUCUACUAUUUCCUUUACAAAAAGACUCCCAGUUCUUCUCAGUUUCAUUGCUUGACAAGGUUAUUUCACAGGGUGUUUACACUUUGUUGAGCAUGAAUUGUUUGAACUUGAUGGGAUUUAAAAUCAACCGAUCAAAUAACACUUUAAUUACCACAGGAAUGAUAAACAAGCGGGCCAUGCGUGUUAAGUAUUGGGAACCACUAUUCUAAUUGUUGCUUGCUUACUGUUAACAGAAGAUAUGAAAGUAGUUAAUUUAUGAUGGAGAAAUGUAUAAAUGGAAAGAUUCUCAAGGAGGAGGUUGAUUCAUGGCAGAGUGAUGAUGAUGAAGAAUACUUACCUGAUAGCGACAGUGAUGAUGAAGAGGAAUCUGUCUAGUCUGUAAAAGGAGUCAGAAUCAAAACAGAGCCAGUAUCUGAAGAAAAAUAUGAAGAUUUACUUGAAGACGAGACAACUAGCUCCUCCUCUACAGCAAUUCAAAAGAGGCAUUCCCUACAUCAGCUAGAAGUUGUGAUACAGUCUCACAGGCCUAGAAAGGCGAGACCAAAUCCUCAAGAAGAGAAUGGAUACAUCUGGACAAAAUCUUUCUCUGGAAGAGAUAUUCGGCCAUUUGGGGGUCAGCAAAAGGUGUGUAGUAAAGAAUUAGGUCAAAGAUCGACUCUCCUCGACUGUUUCUCGCAAUUUUGGUUCUAUCGGAUUAAGUACGAAAAUAUGGUAACAUAGCAAAACGAUCCAAGGUCUGGUACAGAAAAGUCUUUGCAUAUUUGAUCGAGGUGGCUAUUAAUAAUGCUAGGGUAGUCCAUGAAAAGGUGACUGGAGAUGGAGAGCAAACUGAAGGUUUAGAGUUUAGGCAAAACCUUGUGACCGCUCUGAUUGGGAACCAUGGAGCUCCUCGAAACAUCCCAUCCACAUUUUCUAUAUCUCUUGCCAGGCUCCAAGAUGCUGGCAUUCAUCACCCUGUGUGUACAAAAAUACGACGGGUAUGUUUAGUGUGUUCCAAAAAAAAAUCAGUUGGCUCCUCUGAAUAAAAAAUUAGAUGCCGUUUCGCGAACAACUGUGCGGUUUAGCAAAUGUGAUGUUCACUUAUGUGUGCUCAUCGGCAGAGCUUGUUUUCGGGAUUGGCACACCAAGGUUGAAUAUUGGAAGUGAAACUUUUUAUAUUCAAGUUUAUUUGAACGCUCUCGUUAUUUCCCAUCAAACACCAACAUUCUAUGUUCAGGAUGUUUUAGUACAUUAUAGUUGUUUUUUUAAUUUCCUAACAGUGAUAAUUUAUUUUCAGAUAUGUGAUAUAAUAAAAAACUACAUAUCAAAAACACUGUCAAAAAUUGUCAACUUGAACCAAAUUAAAAAUUGAUCAAAACCUGUGAACAAUUACACAUAGAUAAAACUAGGUACUCCUGAAGUAUGCGCACCAAGAUGUCGCAUAUCCUGAACCCUAACCUGGUACACAACCUGAGUUCAGGUUGUGCGCCAUCUUGGUGCACCUACUUCUGGAGGUCCGAUAACUAUUUAGUGAACAUGUUUAUAACAAGUUGUCCAGGCAUAAGUCAAACACCUGCAAGUUAAUUCUCCUUCCCACGUAUUCAAAUUUUUAUACACCAUAUCCUGGGGAAUAAACUACCAUGUACACAUUGCCGAUAUGCUGUGUUUUUAUGUAUUUAUGCUUCUAUUUUUAUUUCAAUCAUGGUCUUUAACUGCAAGUAUACUUGUUAGGUACUAGAAAGUAUUAAUCAUGCCUAAAGUAUUGCCUCAGAUAUUCACACAGUAUUGGCGUAGAAUGCUGUGGCAUCGAUGGAAUUUACAUAAAAUUCAAAUCUCUGUGCCUACAUCUCUAGGUUGGGGAGAGGGGAUUUUGACUCUCAGACUAACUCUGAGAAAACCAAAUUUUGAUUACAAAAACUUUUACAUAUAUGCAAUUAUUUUAUUUCAGUGGUUUCCAACGGGUGACCCGUGACCCACCAAUGGAGUCACAGAGCAGUUGAGGGGUGGUGGGUCACAAUGUUAGGGGCAAAACUGAUUUUACUAUUCCCUUUACAAAUAAAUUCCCAGUUAUUCUUAGUUUCAUUGCUUGAUUAAGGUUAAUUCACAGGGUGUUUUGUUUGAACAUACUGGGAUUUAGAAUCUAGCAAUCAAAAUAACACUUUAAUUACCGCAGGAAUGAUAAACAAAGGGGCCAUGAGUGCCUAAAGCCUACAGGAGUGGGUCACGAGCCAUAAAAGGUUUGGAACCACUGUUCUAAUUGUUAUAGCUUGCUUACUGAUUACAGAAAAUAUAGAAGUAGGUAAAUUAUGAUGGAGGAAUGUAUGAAUGGGAAGAUUCUCAAAGAGGAGAAUGAUUCAUGGCAGAGUGAUGAUGAUGAAGAAUACUUUCCCGAUAGUGACAGUGAUGAUGAAGAGGAAUCUGUCUCAUCUGUAAAAGGAGUCAGGAUCAAAACAGAGCCAGUAUCUGAAGAAGAAUAUGAAGAUUCACUUGAAAAGGAGACUUCCCCUGCAGCAAUUCAAAAGAGGCAUUCUGAACAUGAGCUAGAAGGUGUGAUACAGUCUCACAGGCCAAAGAAGGUGCGACCAAAUCCUCAAGAAGAGAAAGAAUACAUCUGGACAAAAUCUUUCUCUGGAAGGGAUAUUCAGCCAUUUGUGGGUCAGCAAAGGGUGUGUAGUAAAGAAUUGGGUCAAAGAUCGACUCCCCUAGACUGUUUCUCGUUUUUUUUCGAUUCUGAAGUAAUUCGAUUCAUUAUUGAUAUGACAAAUCUUAAUGCUGUGAGAAAAAUACAGGGUGAAGAAACAGCGUCGUUUUUAAAAACACAAUCAUCAAAAGAUCCAGAUUUUUCCAUCAAAGUAGAAACUGUUUCAAACGAUGCAAGUGAAAAAAGUUGGAAGUUUGUUGACGUUGAUGAAAUGAAGGCUUUCUUGGGACUUAUUAUACUCAUGGGAAUAAUACGCCUCCCGCAUGUAGCGAUGUACUGGCAAAAAAAGAACUGGAUUCUUGAUGUACCAAGUUUUAAUAUGAUUAUGCCAAGGGAUAGAUUCCAAACUAUCCAGGAACAUUUGCAUUUUUGUGAUGAAUCGCUGGUGCCUGCAGAAGAAGAUAAUGAAAAAGAUAGGUUUUUUAAAAUUCAUGAACUUUUGUCACUUCUUUUGCCGCGUUUUCAAACCUGCUACACUCCGGGUAGAGACCUUCACAUAUAUGAAAACUUAAUUCCAAUCAAGGGCAAAAGUGGAUUUAAAAAAUACAUGGAUCAUAAAAAAUACGGGAUCAAGCUCUGGCUUUUAACUGAAUCAUCAACAGGAUAUGUAUCUAGACUACAAUUUUACUCUGGAAAAAAUCAAGCUAUGAACCCAGAAAGUGGAUUGUCCCUCCGUGUUAUCAAAUAUUUAGUGAGUCCAUUCGAAUGGCUCCACCAUCAUCUAUAUGUGGACAAUUUUUUUGCCAGUCCUAAGGUGUUUGAAUACCUACUAUCAAAAGGAACAUAUGCCUGUGGCACAUUUAACAGCGACAGUGUAGGAUUUCCAAAGGAUCUCAUAAUGGAACAGACUUGCAAAAUGGGUGAAAGUGAUUGGCGAGCAACGGGAAAUUUAUUGGCUCAGUCGUGGAUGGACAAUAAGGCUUUCUAUUAUUUGUCCACCAUUCAUGAACCUGAUUAUGACGUAGGUCAUUCCGGAAAAACAAUUACAAAAAGAAGGAGGGAUCAUACAAUAUAUGGCACUGUUGAAACACCAUGCCCCCCUCUAGUGAGGGAAUACAAUAUGCAAACCGGACAUCUGUGUGUAUCAAAUCAAGUAAGAAAAUAUGGCAACAUAGCGAGACGAUCUAAGGUUUGGUAUAGAAAAGUCUUUUCAUAUUUGAUCGAAGUGGCUAUUAAUAAUGCUAGGGUAGUCUAUGAAAAAGUGACAGGGGAGAGCUAUUAUGACUUAGAAUUUAGGGAAAAACUUAUGACUGCUCUGAUUGGGAACCAUAGAGCUCCUCGAAACACCCCAACUACAGUUUCUAUAUCUCUUGCCAGGCUCCAAGAUGCUGGCAUUCAUCACCCAGUGUCCACAGUAGAACUACGAGUAUGUUCAGUGUGUUCCAAAAUAGAUCAGUUGGCUCCUGUAAAUAGAAAAUCAACUACUGUUCCACGAACAACUGUGCGGUGUAGCGAAUGCAAUGUUCAUCUGUGUGUGCGCAACGGCAGAACUUGCUUCCGGGAUUGGCACACCAAGGUUGAAUAUUGGAAAGCAAAUUGAGUUUUAUAUUCACAUUUGAAUGUAAUUUUUAUCAAACACCAUCGAUUUAUUUGCAGCUCGUUUUACAUAUGUUAGAGUUAGGCUACCUCGUAGGGUUUUAUCAUUUUAAUAUUUGCGAUAUAUUGGAAAAUGUAAUGUAAAAUUGGCGAACUGAACUAAAUUACCAACUAAUCAAAACCUGUGAAGAAUUACAUAUAGAUAAGUAUUUAGUGAACAUGUAUAUAACAAGUUGUCCUACCAUAAGUCAAACACUUUUAAGUUAUUUCUCAUUGAGAUGUACUCAAACUUCAUAAAUCAUAUCCUGGGGAUUAAACUAACAUUUACUAACUACUGUACACAUUUCUUUGUGCUACUUUUUUAUGUAUUUGUACUCAAUUUUUUAAUAUUAUUCAUGUGUUUUGUGCCAAGCUUAAUACUGCUGUUCAUCGUGUCUAUUCAUAAAUACUUGUAUGUGCGUUGCUUUUUGUGAACGAGAACUAACGUACAUAAAAUCUUUACUCUUGGAGUAUUCCAGUCAUUUCCUGGUUUGUUUCAUUGAGUGAUCUUCUCGCCCAGCACUCUUUAUCGAUUUGUGUAUUAUAAAAGAGUAGGCACUAGCAGCCACUUUGACGCUCAUUCUGAUUUGUUGUAGCCUACCUGUUCUACCUCUCCUAUUUCCACGCACUUUCUCUUUGUGGCAUAGUCAUAUGUAAAAUUCUGCCGUAUUAUUUCAUUAUCCUACUCUUACAGUUUGGCAAAUCGUGGGUUUGUUUUAAUAUUCAUUCCGUGAAUUAUUUCCGUUUUCUGUAUGUUGAAACUCUUCUCGAUUUCAUCGCGAUAUCAGUACGCUAUUGCCUGCAUGCAGAAUCGAUGAAACUACAGAAGUAAUUUAACUCCAUUGUAGGAGACAACGAAAGCUAUAUCGAGGUCGGAUACGUUGCAAGGUGCCCAAUGCCAGUGGUUCCCAAAGGGUGCGCCGUGGCGAUUUGCUGAAUGCUCUAAAAUAAUAGAAUAGUGUUAAACAUAAGUAACAUAUAAUUUAAUAUUUUUCAUAUGGUAUUUAUUAAAAAUGUGUUAUGGUUUCUUUUUUUUAAACGCUGUGUAUAUGAAUCAAUAAAUCCGUAUCUUUCCAUGUCGUUUUCUGAUAAGUAGUGUCUUCCUCUGUUGUUACGUAAUUGCUGCGUAACAAUGGGUAGACAUUACUUGCUGCAAUUUUGCGAGUUGUAGUUUUUUAUCGUCUGCACCGAGUUUACCAAUCAUAAGUGAUUUUUUCAGUAUUUCAAAUUAAAAUCAAACAGGAUGAGGAAGAAUAGUUGCCCUUUUGGAUUUAUUCCUUAUGCCUACAUGUUCAUGAACUUUUUUAAAGGUAUAAAAGUAAAGAAUAACGAUCAAAAAUUUGAGAUUUAUUCAGAGGCGGCAAUUUCUUUUGUGUAAGUGGGUCGUAAGUGAGUUUUUUCCCUGGUAAUUUGGCGCCGCACGAACAAACAGUAGUUUGGGAACCGCUGCCUUAGCGAUAAUCUUUUUUGUGGGCAAAAUUGCCAUGCCGGUAAUGUUUUUUUCAAGUAAUAUACUUUCUUCGCUGUUUAUAUGUCGUAUAAUAAUAAUCAGAUAUGGUACUUAAAUAACAAGGUGUGUUAUUGCCUUGCAGCGCCAUCUUCGGGCGAUGCUGUUCCCGCGUAAAAACGUCUUGCGCUGUGCAACUUUGUAGCCUUUUACCCUACGUUGACAAGUAGACCGACGAAUGGUCAUUUCACGGUUAUCUCGUCUAUUCGGUACAAAUAUUUUGUGAUCUUUCUUGUUUUUAUUUUAUUAUGCUUUACCGGAAUGACUAAUAAAAAAACGAUUUGAUUGAUAUGGAUGAAGGAAACACCUUUGCCGUCGACGACGUUUAUGGUAGCGCUUCAUGUAACCGCACCUAUACAGCAAAUGGCGGACACUUUAACCAUACAACGAUUUUAGCGGGCUGUUGUCGCUAUGCCACUUUAAUCAAACGGCGACUAUCAACGUUUUAUUCAUUUAAUAAAUCAACAAGGCAUGAAAAUGACCCACUAAGGCGUGAAACUGAGAAAUUAUAUUUAAACUAAACCUUCUUGGCCAUAUUACAUGGGCAUAUUUAACCCAAUUAUCUUCGCCCGUAAAAAACAAGUUUUUGUGGUAUUAAUUUCCUGUGAGCCUGAACUUGUUUCCGUUUUAUAUUGGUAUUCUUAUAAAAUCAAACUAUGUGCCAAGUUUUAAUAAAAUUAUUACCAAAACAACCUA